CGAUCGCUUUUGCUUAGUUGGCAGUUUCCAAGCAUCGAGUUAAAAGCUACACGCUAACUCAUUGUUCGUGAUAUAUUUCAACAAUUUAAUAGAAGAUUUAGGCUGAGAAUCUUAAGAUUAAACUUGUUGUUUUGUGCAGAUUCUGAAGGCAACAGACAGUCAGCAUUGAUAAUGGAUACCUUGGUCGUUUGGUUGUUUGUAGCAACGACGGUAUCUAUCGUAUCGUGCCAACAUAUUGAACAGUUUGAUAUUAACAAAAUGGGGAUCGAAUUAAUGGAUCAUCAUGAAGAUCACGAUGAAGCAAAAACCGAAGAUAAACUUUCCACCAGCCUUCCGCGCUCGGCUAUAACUUUCCGAUUGAACGAACGUGAAGAAUCAUGCUUUUAUGAAGUCUUACCCUCCGGAAUACGUUACCAUUUUGAGUUUAAGGUAGUUUCUGGUGGAAAUCGAGAUGUUGACUUCAUCAUUACGUCUCCUGGCGGGAAAACAGUUGCGCACUUUAAAAAGGAAACGGCCCACGAAGGAACUUUCGACACAGGAAAGGGUGCGUAUCAAUUUUGCUUUAGCAAUAAGUUUUCUACAAUGACUAAGAAAACUGUGUUCUUUCAAUUUAACCCCGAAACUGAAGGCACCCUGUCUCGUAAAGUCGGCAUCCGUAGACAGACCGUCAUGACCGCCUUGGAAUCUUAUCAAGAGGAAAUUUAUCAAAAUUUGCUGACGGUGAUCGAACAUCAGCGGCAAUACCGGAUACGAGAGUUGAUUGGCCGACAUUAUGCUGACCAACUUCUUGUACGCAUUGGAAACUGGUCGUUAGGAGUGGCUGUUAUGAUUCUGUUAACAGGAAUCGGUCAAACAUUGAUUAUGAAGUACUUUUUCACAGAAAGAAGAACAACUAUUAAGCAUCAGACUUAAAAAUAUUUUAUUUCAUUAUAAUGGAUUAAUAAAAGUAAAUUUUAUUAUAA
Anneissia japonica is the source of this 962-nucleotide messenger RNA. RefSeq names its product transmembrane emp24 domain-containing protein 7-like. Bases 172 to 912 code for a protein of 246 amino acids. The record is from RefSeq and is a predicted model, not a curated record. The transcript has a single exon. Gene Ontology annotation, biological process: intracellular protein transport; Golgi organization; endoplasmic reticulum to Golgi vesicle-mediated transport. Gene Ontology annotation, cellular component: endoplasmic reticulum; Golgi apparatus; endoplasmic reticulum-Golgi intermediate compartment. NCBI's taxonomy places the organism in Eukaryota, Metazoa, Echinodermata, Crinoidea, Comatulida, Comatulidae.